Rotaria socialis is the source of this 942-nucleotide messenger RNA. NCBI's taxonomy places the organism in Eukaryota, Metazoa, Rotifera, Eurotatoria, Philodinida, Philodinidae. The record is from the annotation of a GenBank genome assembly.
AUGGGUACUUUUGAAAAUUAUCUAAUAGCCGUACGACCAUGGUCUUUUAGUACUAGUAUGAUGCCUGUUCUAUUAGGCACUGCUCUUGCUUAUCCAUCUUUACGUGCUAUGUCAAUUAUAGUUCUUCUUCUUACGUGUAUAUCGGCACUAUGUGUUCAUGCAGCAGCGAAUUUAUUCAAUACGUAUUAUGAUUAUAUACAUGGAGUAGACACUUCCUUACAUGAUGAUAAAAGCAAAGAUAAACAGAAUGCCGUUGAUAAUAUUGAUGAUCGAACACUAAUCGAAGGUUUAUUGAAACCUAAUGAUGUUGUCCGGCUUGGUUUAAUAUUAUAUGCAAUUGGAACAAUCGCUUUUCUUUUCUUGACCAAUUUCUCACCAGCAAAAGAACCGUAUUUGGCUGUAAUAUUUUUUGGAGCUUUACCACUUUCAUUUUUAUACACAGGAGGCAUUGGCUUUAAAUAUAUUGCUCUUGGUGAUAUUAUUAUUUUACUAACAUUUGGUCCUAUAACAGUUGUUUUUUCAUAUAUGGCACAAGCAGGUCACUAUAGUAUUUAUCCAAUACUUUACGCUUUACCAUUAACAUUAAACACCGAAGCUAUUCUGCAUAGUAAUAAUACACGAGAUAUGAAGCAUGACUUAUCAGUUGGUAUAUUGACAUUAUCAAUCUUACUUGGUAAACGAUAUUCGUAUUAUCUCUAUUGUCUACUUAUGUAUUCGCCUUAUAUUAUAAUACUUUAUAUUAUGAUAAAUAUAUCUUGGUAUUGUUUUCUACCAUUAUUAACAAUAUUCUAUGCUUAUCGAUUAUGUGAAGAAUUUAAGAAUGAUGAGCUGAUAAAAUUACCCAAUCGAACAGCACUAUUAAAUUUUUUACUUGGCUUUCUUUAUAUACUUUCAAUUGUUAUUACCAAUACUGUACGCAAAGAACAACAAUUUCUUUUUUGA